Messenger RNA from Ostrea edulis (European flat oyster), 2764 nucleotides. Its product is annotated as MFS-type transporter SLC18B1-like. Gene Ontology annotation, molecular function: transmembrane transporter activity. The coding region runs from base 381 to 1991 and encodes 536 amino acids. The record is from RefSeq and is a predicted model, not a curated record. Gene Ontology annotation, biological process: transmembrane transport. The transcript has 14 exons. Lineage: Eukaryota; Metazoa; Mollusca; Bivalvia; Ostreida; Ostreidae.
AACCAACCCCUUACAGUUUUUAAAUAAUUCUUUACAUUUCCGAUUACUCUAAAAAAAAAAAACCCAAACAUAUAAAAGCAGACCAUAUUUUGUAUUGGGCAGUUAUAUGCACUGAUAUGAAAAUUAAUUAAGGCAUUUUAGAAUUUACAGAUACAUGUAUAUGGGUGUGUAUGUGUGUGUGUGUGGUUGGUUGGCUGGAGGAGGAGAUCGAGAUACACACUGAGAGAUUGAGGUUUACACUGUACAAUGACAAUUCACUAAUAGAGUCAUUAACUAAACUGAUGUCAGAUACUCCCUCUAGUGUCGGAAUCUUACACCUUGUGCACUGGAUCCCUUCAUUUUCCAUUCAGGAGACCUGAUAGAAUAUCUUGUCCAGUCUUAUGUUGGAUAACAGCGAUGAUGAGGAGAAUGAUGAAUCAUCAUCCCUUCUCCCGAAGAAGAAAGCACAUCAGAACAACUUAUUAGAAGACAGAAAAUCACCACAUCCCAACUAUUCAAAUUAUGUCUCCUUACCAGACUCUGGUCAUUCGACACCCACAACUGAUGUGAAUAGUAAAGAUGAACAAAUUGACAGUAGUAAUUUUGACACUGCAUCAGAAACUCAUGGAUUCUCAUUCUUUGCAUUACCAAGAAAACAAAAAGCAAUCCUCUGUAGCAUUUGCAUGGCAGACUUUUUGUCCUACCUCAGCUUGUCAUUGCUGGCACCAUUUUUCCCACAAGAGGCAGCUGCUAAGGGUGUCAGUGAUGCCAUAUCAGGAUGGAUAUUUGGAGUGUUUGCAUUAAGUCAGGUUGUGUUCUCUCCACUCUUUGGAAAAUUGCUUCCACAUGUGGGAAUUAAAUUCAUGUAUUUGUCAGGAUUAUUCAUAAGCGGAGGGUGCACACUUCUAUUUGGUGCUCUGGCCUAUGUCCCUGUGGACAACGGUCCAAUGACAUUUGUGUUUCUGUGUUUCCUGCUCCGAAUAGUCCUAUCUGUUGGAUGCACAGCUCUCAAUACUGCAUGCUUCACACUUUGUGCCAAAGAAUUCCCAGACCAUAUUGCCACGGUGUUUGGAAUUGGGGAAGUGUUUGUUGGAGUGGGCUUCAUGUCUGGACCAGCAAUUGCGGGAGUUCUCUAUGGAUUGGGUGGUUUCUUUACGCCUUUCCUGGUGAUUGGCAUCAUCCUACUCAUCUGUGUGCCGGUGAACUGGAUAAUUCUACCUCCCGAUGAAGAUUUUCAGCGUUCAGAAUCAAACACCAGUAGUUUUGUACUUCUGAAAUCUCCCUCUAUCAUCAUAGCAUCCUUUGCAAUCAUCGUAGCAUCUUUAAUUUGGUCAAUUCUCGACCCAACACUGGAACCUCAUUUACGUGAGUUUGACCUUGGACCAGAGUUAAUUGGGGUACUGUUCCUGGUAAUGUCUGCAUUUUAUGCCAUGUCGUCACCAAUCUGGGGCUGGAUUGCAGAUAGAUGUCCAGACAACAGACUCCUGAUGAUUCCUGGCUUUCUCUUAUCUGCUGUGGGCAUGUUUCUUUUGGGACCCUCUUCACUUAUAGGUUUUCCAGAGGAUUACAAUCAGUUGUGGCUAAACAUUGUCGCCUUAAUCAUACUUGGAGUGUCAGCAAGUUUGGCAUUAAUUCCAACUUUUGACAUCUACAUCUACUUUGCAGAAGAAUUAGGUUUUGAGGAAGAUGUCAACACUUACAGCUUAGUGGCAGGAUUGUGGGGAUCCAUGUACGCUUUUGGAGAUUUUCUGGGACCCACCCUUGGUGGCACUUUGCUGGAUGUGGUGGGAUUUCAAUGGUGCUGCACUAUCACCGCUUUUUCUUGUCUUGCAAUGAUUCCUCUGCUCUUUUUCAAUUAUAUUUUUGACCGAUGCAAGAAAAAUAGGAAUGUGAAGCCAACAACGAUUGGCCAGCCAGAGGAGCAGACAACAUUGCUAGGAGACAGCGUUAGGGAGGAUAUACGUGGGGAUUACAUGGCAUCCUACCCACCCCUAACAGCCACACAGGUCUGAGGUCAAAGGGCAAUAUCCAAUUUGGGAAGACCAAAACAUUUCAGGGUAAUGGUGGCCAAAGGCCAACAGACUCAAGAAUGAUAUAUUUCAUCAGAAAUAUUUAUAAUUCAUAGGUUGAUUAAUGAAUGUAUUAAACCACCGAUUUGCCAAAUAGUACCAAUUCUCUAGUGGUACUUUAAAGUGACUGACUAGUGUUAGUAAGUCAAAACUGGUUGUAAUUUAUUUCAAAAGAAUAUAUUUUUGUAUUCAUUAUUGUAGUAUUACUGUAUUACUUGCAGUUUGUCUGUGAUACAUUCCUUGUGUAGAUAGUUUUUUGCAAUCAAAAUGUUUCAAGCCAUUUCUUCUGAUCAAAUUUUAGAUUAUUUAUACAUAACCUUGUGCUAAUUAUCUAUUUAAAAAAUAUUUUUCGUAUAAUUUCUUAAACAUGCAGUAACAUAAUUUCAAUUUUUGGAUAGAUUUAUAGAUUUCCACCGUACAUGUAUAUAGUACAUGUGUAUAACAAAGCAAAUCUAAUUAGAUGCGUGUUCAAUCAGUAUAUUUUCAAGCCAAUUCUUAUACACAUUUUAUUCACACAUAAUGACAUUUUUAAAUGUGUUACUGAUUUUUUAAUGUCUUCCAUCAAUGUAUAUUUUUAUAUUUAUGCCAAAGUGAAAUAGUAGUUCAAUUCAACAAUGUGCCAUUGUUUACUUUGUUUUAAUUGUUGUACUAUAUGUAUAUGAAAAAUGUAAAGAAUUAAAUUUUUAUGUUCAGCAUUAAACUGUUUAUGAGGGAGA